Messenger RNA from Aspergillus pseudoviridinutans, 1620 nucleotides. RefSeq lists its product as uncharacterized. Gene Ontology annotation, molecular function: zinc ion binding; DNA-binding transcription factor activity, RNA polymerase II-specific. The transcript is spliced from 2 exons. Bases 1 to 1620 code for a protein of 539 amino acids. The record is from RefSeq and is a predicted model, not a curated record. NCBI's taxonomy places the organism in Eukaryota, Fungi, Ascomycota, Eurotiomycetes, Eurotiales, Aspergillaceae. Gene Ontology annotation, biological process: regulation of DNA-templated transcription.
AUGGGCAAAAGAAGAGUCAGGACGGGCUGCCAGACAUGCCGGAUUCGCAAGGUCAAAUGCGAUGAAGGCUAUCCGGCGUGCCGUCGGUGUCUUUCCACUGGCCGCACCUGUGAUGGAUAUGGGAUCUGGGGCGGCGGGAGCUCCAACAGGCUGACGAAACCUUCUGUCGUCGCUGUGAACUCUGCACUUGUCAUCCGACCAAUAUCAGAUUUCCUACUGUCCACGAGGACCGACAAUGAAGAGGGCCGUUAUCUUAACUGGUUCAAAGAACGCACUGGGUCGAAAAUGUCAGGUUCCUUUUUCUCAGAAUUCUGGAGCGGCUUCGUCCUACAGGCUGGUAUGAGCGAUCCCGCAGUGUUGCAGUCCAUCCUUGCCCUAAGCUCGGUCCAUCGGCAAGGCAUCUUGAACGAUGAUGGUCUCAAGACAGGGGACGAGGAAAAGGUGGCUCUGACCCGCUAUAGUAAGGCGAUUAAUUAUCUGCAGCCUCAUUUCAGGGCAAAGGACCGGACUGCCUUCCGGAUAGCUCUCAUUGUCUGCAUUGUGUUCAUUGCGCUAGAGCUGCUUCGAGGCCAUUUUGAAGCGGCACGUAUCCAUCUUCAACAGGGCUUGAACCUCCUCGAAGGGUCAGGUCUCUCGAAAAGAAAAGGACACAUUAUUGUAGGGCAGAGUCAAGAGUAUGUUGAUGACUGGAUUGUGCAAGCAUUAUCCAGGUUGCACAUUCAAGUCGAGCUACUUAAGCAAGUCCACCGUGGUUCUUCUCUACGGCUCCAGAUCCCUUACUUGCAAUGUAAAUCAUCUACGUUCCCCUCUGUGAAAGAGGCGUGGUCCUGGCUUCACCACCAGAUGGGAACUGUCUUUCAUUUGAAUGGAGAAGUGCUUGGACACGUCUGUCCGAAGAGCGAUCCCCCAGCAGAGCUGUUCCAGCGUCAGCAAUCCAUCCAUGAGAAUCUUACCCAGUGGCUGAACACAUACAAUGCCACUAUCCAGGCCAUGAACGGCCGUAUGCCCAAAGAUCAGGCGCAAAUCUACGGGCUGCUUCGCGCAUAUCACAAUAUGAUAACUAUCAUGGCGGCGACCUGUCUCUUUCCUGGCGAUGAAAUGGUCUUCGACCUGCAUACCGACCAGUUUCUGGAAAUGAUCACUAUGCUGGCGCAACUCUGGAAAUUCCUCUCGAGGUAUUCCGCUUUUGGCUCUCGACCCGCUCAGUUCUUCAUGUCGCGUUCGAUAGGAGACAUGGGCUGGAUUGCUCCACUCUACUAUACCGCCAUCAAAUGUCGCGUGCACCGGAUUCGACUCCACGCUGUCCGGCUGCUGGAAGCUAGCUUCCACAGGGAAGGGUUCUGGGAUUCACAGAUCUUGGCGUUCGUAGCGCGAAAGGUGAUGGAGAUUGAAGAGGGGGACUUCUAUCAGCUUCUAGAUUCGGUGGAAGAAUUUGCGCUGCAUCGCCCUCCAAGGCAUGUAGAUAUGCUGUUUCCGGCCCUGCCUGAAUCUUGCAGACUGUCCGAUGUCGAAGUGAGUCUGUUGGGCGAUCCUGUCAGUACGAUUUCAAUUCUGGGCAACCCGAGCGGCCACGGAACAGGUCGCAAAAUCUGUGUUGCAAGUUACGAGGUCGCAUUUUGA